AUGGAGUCGACGGAGAGGGACGCGCGGGCGGGCGAGGGCGCCGGGACGUCGACGAGCCGACGGACGAAGGCGUCUCCCACGACGACGAAGAGGGCGAGAGCGACGGGGACGGGAACGGACGGGAACGGACGUGAUAAGCGACAGAAGACAGCGAGCAUCGGUGGACGCGGGGGCGCUGGGCCGAAGACGAUGGGGGCAACACAAAACGCGACGGUGUUGACGAGGAAGCCAGCCGCGAGUCCGGGUGAUGCGAACGGGAACUGGCAACGCGCGAUGAGUGGGUCGAAGAAAGAUAUUGCGUCGACCCUCUGGUACGAUUCCAUGGAGGCAAAGAUGGAGCUCGAGGCUUUCCUCGGGAACGCGCACACGGCGGAUUUAGGCGAGCUCGCCACUCGAGACUCUGAGGAUGUGUUCGAGCCGGAUCUGACUUUGCUCAAUCCGUUCGCUCCUCCCAAAAUGGCGUCAUUUUCAUUCUCACCUUUAGCACCGGGUUCUCCCGUGGAUUUAAUGCCCUCGACGACGAGACAGCUGCCGCCGGUGGUUCCGGCUGUGUUUGAUGAUUGGGAAGACACACAACUCUACGAGCGAGUGUCGGAUCACCUUACGAACACAUCGACAUCGCAGUACAUGCAAGGAAGAGGAUCUGUUCCAUAUACUGCAAUGAAUUUUGUGGGGCACCAGAACGAGUACAGGAUGUCGUUUGGUCCCGAGUAUGAGUUGCGCACAAGCACAUCGCUCUUGGAUCCAGACUUGCUUGGAUCCGUCAAAAAAGAGGUUGAAGAGGCGUGGGGUGAGGGCAAAAACGCGUCGAACACAAUAAGAAAGCCUACAUCUGGUAGAGGUACGAGCGAGCGGUCAAAAGGAGCUCACGGCACAUUGCAGAAAUCCGCGCAGGCCACCUCCAACGUUGGCGCAUCGAAGCGAACGCAAAUCCGGUCAAAGACUUCAACUGCAACUAUAACGUUCGGCGAUGAUCACUCGGGAGACAAGAAGAAGUUGAAGCCGAAACCGGAACAUUCAAUGUCUGAAAAGCUUCUACCGGGCUCACUGUUUUUAGCAGAGCAGCAGAACCAGGCGCGACGGGGUACGCCUGCGCACGGCUUGAACGAAGUCUCAAGUUCCACGGCUUUGCCCAGAGUCGUGCAAUCGCGUUCGCAACCAAACGAUGAGCAAUAUCCCUCAUCGUCACCUCGUCAGGAUGAUGCGGACGUGAUAUCGAUGCUCAGGAAGAUUGCGAAUCUGAUACCGAGCAAAACUCGAGACAACAUCAGAAGCAGCCUACUUCGUCUGAAGCAAUCCGCUGUCCGUCAAGCAGAAAGGUCCGACGACGCCGAGGUCAAUCCGGAUGAUAGCUACAUCGAUCGUUCGGUGGCAAAUUUGCUUUACCACCGUUAUGCUACCAGUGAAGUCCGCGAGCCAACUCCAAGGCAGACGGCUCUUGAGAAGGCCGGCAGGGAGGCGGAUUCCUUCACGAACUGCCGAGGCGACCAAGCCGUCGUUCCGGCGUGA
Molecule: messenger RNA, 1509 nt
Organism: Ostreococcus tauri
Lineage: Eukaryota; Viridiplantae; Chlorophyta; Mamiellophyceae; Mamiellales; Bathycoccaceae
Product: unnamed product
Exons: 1
Coding region: 1-1509 (502 amino acids)
Source: RefSeq, a predicted model, not a curated record